GCGCUGACCGCAUGCGGGGUGGCCGGAACAAGUUUGGGCCCAUGUACAAGCGGGACCGGGCCCUGAAGCAGCAGAAGAAGGCACAGAUCCGGGCCAAUGGCUUCAAGCUGGAGACGGGCCCCCCGAUGGGGGUGCCUCCACCGCCGCCUCCCGCGCCGGACUAUAUGCUGCCCCCCAGCCUGCAUGCACCUGAGCCCAAGGGCCUGGCCUCGGGUCCACCUGCCGGGCCACUGGGCGACUUUGGGGCCCCAGCAUUACCCAUGGCCGUGCCCAGUGCCCACGGGCCACUGGCUGGCUCCCUCUACCCCGCCUUCCCCGGCCGUGCCAUCAAGUCUGAGUACCCUGAGCCCUACGCCAGCCCCCCGCAGCCUGGGCUGCCCUAUGGCUACCCAGAGCCCUUCUCUGGAGGGCCCGGUGUGCCCGAGCUCAUCCUGCAGCUGCUGCAGCUGGAGCCUGACGAGGACCAGGUGCGGGCGCGCAUUGUGGGCUGCCUGCAGGAGCCCACCAAGGGCCGCCCCGACCAGCCCGCACCCUUCGGCCUCCUGUGCAGGAUGGCCGACCAAACCUUCAUCUCCAUCGUGGACUGGGCACGCAGAUGCAUGGUCUUCAAGGAGCUGGAGGUUGCCGACCAGAUGACGCUGCUGCAGAACUGCUGGAGCGAGCUGCUGGUGUUCGACCACAUCUACCGCCAGAUCCAGCACGGCAAGGAGGCCAGCAUCCUGCUGGUCACCGGGCAGGAGGUGGAGCUGACCACGGUGGCCGCCCAGGCAGGCUCUCUGCUGCACAGCCUGGUGCUGCGGGCACAGGAGCUGGUGCUGCAGCUGCACGCCCUGCAGCUGGACCGCCAGGAGUUCGUCUGCCUCAAGUUCCUCAUCCUUUUCAGCCUCGAUGUGAAGUUCCUGAACAACCACACCUUGGUGAAGGAUGCUCAGGAGAAGGCCAACGCCGCCCUGCUGGACUACACCCUGUGCCACUACCCGCACUGCGGGGACAAGUUCCAGCAGCUGCUGCUGUGCCUGGUGGAGGUGCGGGCCCUGAGCAUGCAGGCCAAGGAGUACCUGUACCACAAGCAUCUGGGCAACGAGAUGCCUCGAAACAACCUGCUCAUUGAGAUGCUGCAAGCCAAGCAGACUUGAGCCUGGGCCACGGGGCGGGGCCAGGGCCGGG
Molecule: messenger RNA, 1167 nt
Organism: Carlito syrichta (Philippine tarsier)
Lineage: Eukaryota; Metazoa; Chordata; Mammalia; Primates; Tarsiidae
Gene: NR5A1
Product: nuclear receptor subfamily 5 group A member 1
Exons: 4
Coding region: 12-1136 (374 amino acids)
Biological process (GO): hormone-mediated signaling pathway; tissue development; regulation of transcription by RNA polymerase II
Cellular component (GO): RNA polymerase II transcription regulator complex
Molecular function (GO): nuclear receptor activity; RNA polymerase II cis-regulatory region sequence-specific DNA binding
Source: RefSeq, a predicted model, not a curated record